AUGAGGGGAGCACCGCAGCUGCUGUGCUUGGCUGUGGGAGCUUGCAUUCUUCAAGCAUCAUUGGCAGCAAGCUCGCGAAGACAGCUUAAGGCCCAGUCUGGAAAGUUCGUGUUCAAUACACAGCUGCCAGAGAGCGCGACAAACCUGGGGUUGGGUGCUGUGGCCUUCCCUGGAUCGUCCAAGAAUGACCUCUGGACGACUGUGGGCAAAAACAUCACCCUCUUCCUGGAGCAGCAGUUUGAGGCCGGGAAGUGCAAGUUCAACAAGGUUUACUGCCAGGAUGUGAGCGAUGCAUUCGGGCAGAUGCUUCUUGAUGACCUGAGCUCAGCGGGUCAGUUUGGCGCGAGUUCCAGCAUGUCAGACUCUACCAUCAGCAAGCUCAACGAUUUCUUCUAUGUCUUUCAACCAAAGGGGCUGACAUCAGCGCCGGCAGAUCUGGUGGCUAAAGUGACAAAAGACACCCCAACCCCGACCCCCGACCCAACGUCAACCAUCAUUACCAGCAUCGUGACUGCCACCAAUGACUUUGAGGCAGCUGUCCAGAAGCUGACCGGAUUUGCGCCGCCGCCCGGCGGCUUCAGCAAGGUUUUGGAGAAGUUCUUUGGCAAUGCUGCUACAAUAGAUGGAGCGGCGGCGGCGGCUGCAGGCGCAGCUGGUGGCCGUUGA
Molecule: messenger RNA, 666 nt
Organism: Coccomyxa subellipsoidea C-169
Lineage: Eukaryota; Viridiplantae; Chlorophyta; Trebouxiophyceae; Coccomyxaceae
Exons: 5
Coding region: 1-666 (221 amino acids)
Source: RefSeq, a predicted model, not a curated record